AUGUGGAAGAAGCUGCCUGGUAUCCAUGAGCUGCGCACGGCCUUGCACGGCGCACAGUUGGCCAUCGGAGGAGACUUGGGGGGCGCCAAAGCCAAAUUCACGGAGUACGUCGAUGCCUCCUUGAUCGGCUCCGCCGUGGCUUCCGGGGUACAGGCAUGCCGAGGAAAUUGGCAAGAAGCUGAAAGGCUGGGUCGAGAGAGUGGAGAUGUCCUCGGAGGUGUCAUCGAGUCCGCCGGUGAGGGCAGAUUCCAGAAAGUGCCACUACUCCACGAGAUUGCCUGCUGCGGACGCAGUCUUCGGUGCGUGGCACGUGAUGACCCGGAUGCUGCAAACGCUGUUUGGACCCACAGCUACAGGUCUGACAGCGUUUUGGGCUCCAUGGCCAUCGCUGGAUUUGAGCGAUUCCGAGGUGGCGACUGGCAUCAGCACAUGGAGCAAAGUGCCAGGGCAUGGGAACAGGCGCAGGAAGGCGUCGAGAAAGUGUGCUUCGUGGUCCGUGUUGCCACGACACUCUUCCAAGCUUUGAGUUUGGAAGGACCGGGCAAAACUGCAGCAGUUGCCUUCGCAACUUCGCCCUUGCUCGAGGCGCUGGACUUGCCCGUGAGCAGUGCCGCACUGCGAAGAAUGGCCGCAGCAGUGGCUGAUCUCUGA
Molecule: messenger RNA, 651 nt
Organism: Symbiodinium sp. CCMP2592
Lineage: Eukaryota; Dinophyceae; Suessiales; Symbiodiniaceae
Source: the annotation of a GenBank genome assembly